AUGUUUAAAUUACCUGCAAAAUUGGUAAAUAGAGUCUCAACUAUACCGAGUUUAUCUUCUUCAAUUUUAAAAUAUAAUAUUAGAACAAUGUCUUCAAUGAAAGAAUAUGAUUAUGUCGUUAUUGGUGGUGGUUCUGGUGGUACUGCAUCUGCCAGAAGAGCUGCCUCUUACGGUGCUAAGGUCUUAUUGAUCGAAGGUAGAGGUAAAUUAGGUGGUACUUGUGUUAAUGUAGGUUGUGUUCCAAAGAAGAUCAUGUGGUAUACUUCCGACUUGGCUGGUAAAAUACAACAUGGCCAUGGCUACAAUUUGUAUGAAGAAUUGCCAAUUGAUAAAGAACACUUAACCUUUAACUGGCCAGCUUUCAAGGAAAAGAGAGAUGCUUACGUUCAUCGUUUAAAUGGUAUCUAUGAAGCUAACUGUGCCAGAGAAAAUGUUGACGUAGCUUACGGUUGGGCUUCUUUUAACAAAGAUGGUUCAGUCUUAAUCAAGAAACUGGAUGGUACUGAAGAAUCUGUCAAGGGUAAACACACUUUAAUUGCUACUGGUGGUAUCCCACUAUUACCAAAGAACAUUCCUGGUUAUGAACAUGGUGUUUCUUCUGAUGGUUUCUUUGAAUUAGAACAACAACCAAAGAAGGUCGUAGUUGUUGGUGCAGGAUACAUUGGUGUUGAAUUGUCAGGUGUUUUCCAUGGUUUGGGCUCUGAAGUUCACUUAUGUAUUAGAGGUGAUACAGUCUUGAGAAAGUUCGAUUCUUGUAUUCAAGACACUAUUACUGAACACUACAUCAAGUCAGGUAUUAACGUUCAUAAGCAAAGCCAAGUUGCUAAAGUUGAAAAAAACGCUACUGGUAGUUUGACUGUCACUUUAAACAAUGGUACUGUCUUAAGCGAUGUUGAUACCUUGGUAUGGACUGUUGGUAGAAGAACUUUAGUUGAUUUGAACUUGGAUAACGUUGGUGUCAAAAUCAACAACAAGGACCAAAUUAUUGUCGAUGAAUAUCAAAAUACCGAUGCUCAAAACAUUUACUCUUUGGGUGAUGUUGUAGGCAAGGUCGAUUUGACUCCAGUCGCCAUUGCUGCCGGUAGAAAAUUGGCUAACAGAAUCUUUGGUCCAGAACAAUUCAAGAAUGAUAAAUUAUCUUAUGAAAAUGUCCCAAGUGUCGUAUUCUCUCACCCUACCAGUGGUUCCUGUGGUAUCACUGAAAAGGAAGCCAUUGAAAAGUAUGGUAAGGAAAAUAUCAAGAUCUAUCAAACUGGCUUCGGUGCUAUGUAUUACGGUGUCUUAGAUGAAUCCUUCAAGCAACCAACCAAAUACAAGCUUGUCUGCGCUGGUCCAGAAGAAAAGGUUGUUGGUUUGCAUAUUGUUGGUGACUCUUCAGAUGAAAUCUUGCAAGGUUUUGGUGUUGCCAUGAAGAUGGGUGCUACCAAGGCUGAUUUUGACAACUGUGUUGCCAUCCAUCCAACUUCAGCUGAAGAAUUGGUUACUUUAAGAUAA
Messenger RNA from Vanderwaltozyma polyspora DSM 70294, 1494 nucleotides. RefSeq lists its product as uncharacterized. The coding region runs from base 1 to 1494 and encodes 497 amino acids. Gene Ontology annotation, biological process: glutathione metabolic process; cell redox homeostasis; cellular response to oxidative stress. The record is from RefSeq and is a predicted model, not a curated record. Gene Ontology annotation, molecular function: NADP binding; flavin adenine dinucleotide binding; glutathione-disulfide reductase (NADPH) activity. Gene Ontology annotation, cellular component: mitochondrion; cytosol. The transcript has a single exon. NCBI's taxonomy places the organism in Eukaryota, Fungi, Ascomycota, Saccharomycetes, Saccharomycetales, Saccharomycetaceae.